Molecule: messenger RNA, 7971 nt
Organism: Oenanthe melanoleuca
Lineage: Eukaryota; Metazoa; Chordata; Aves; Passeriformes; Muscicapidae
Gene: RIGI
Product: RNA sensor RIG-I
Exons: 18
Coding region: 2297-5080 (927 amino acids)
Cellular component (GO): cytoplasm
Molecular function (GO): double-stranded RNA binding; single-stranded RNA binding; ATP binding
Source: RefSeq, a predicted model, not a curated record
AAACAUCAUUGUGAAAAGACGCUGCUGUUACAGAUUAACCCAAGGGAAGGUCCAGUGGGAUCAGAUGGAGGAGUCACCAUGGAAUAAGAAUGGCAGUGUUUGUUCAAAAGGUGUUUCACACCCUUGGUUUAGAGCUGGAGAUUUGUGAGGAUUUUGCAAGAGAGGCAGUAGAUACUGCAGUGAACAACCAGUCCAGCACCUUAUGUUGUUUUGAGGCAUACCAAUGCGUUCUGCAGUAAUGGAAGGAUUAGGAAUUGCAGCCCUCCUUGUCUGCUGUUUUCUAUCAAAAAUGUUACGUAUUUCUUCCUCCACUACAGAAUCUACCACCCAGUCUCACACGACACCAAUUACAAUUUAAUAAUGAUACUUAAUUUUUUCCAAUUUUUUAUUCUCUGAGUGGUGGAUGAUUAUUGAGGAACUUACAGAGAUGGGCAGUUUUAAAGACCACCUUAGAAUCCUCCUGUAGAAAUAAAACUACACCCAGCCGCCAUUCUCUUGACUUUCAGUCACGUGUGAUUCAAGUCUUGGUCAACAGAGGGAGAUACAGCACAACUUAUCAGCACAUUUCUCAGGCCAGUGUACAGUCAGUUGUCUUCCACAAAAAAUCGAGGGAUUUAGCAAAUCUAAUUAAUUUUGUAUUGAUGUUCAUAUUUACUGUGUCUUAACAGCUCACUGUACAUAUAAUAUUAUACUCUCAGGACAUCAAAGAGCUACUUUGGGUCUCAAUACCAAAGCACCCUUUGCUCUUGUGUAUUUUACUUUAUUCAGCAGUAGGCAUGGAAAGCUGAAGCAGGAGUCUGUGCACGUUGCAAUCAAGGACAUUGUGAGGAAAAGAGGAUCCCUGGGAAGUGAGGUAGGAUGCAUACCAAGAUCCAUCCUGGGAAAGGAGCACUCUGGUUUCCUCAGGGACCUUACCUGCUGCCAGGUCCCCUUGCCCUCAGCAGACCCACCGCUGAGAGUGGAGGUGAUCUACUCCUCAAACAGGCAUCAAUCCACAAGCAGCUUUCUUGCAUAAUGAUGGAAAGAAGGUCUUUGAAAUGAAUAUAUUAAUAUCCUCUUGAUUUACAGAGUGAAAAUGCAGUUAUCCAUGGAAAUCCUGCUGCCCCUUCCCUACUCUAUUGCAGCAAUCCACAUGCUGCUCAGUCUCAUGCUGACUGGCAUCAGGUUUACACAACAAACCACACCAAAGGCUUUUGCAAAGCUCACUAAUGACCUUUACAGCCUCUGAGAAGAACAGUACUUUCCUUAUAUACUGUGAAACCACAGAAUCACAGAAAAAAUUAGGUUUUGAGAUGACUGAGUCCAACCUCUGCCCGCCUUGUCAACCACACCACGGCACUAAGUGCCACACCCAGUCUUUUCUUAAACACCUUCAGGACUGCGUCUCCAGGGAUGGUGAUUCCACCACUUCCCUGGGCAGCCUAUUCCAAUCCCCCAUCACUCUUCCAACAGACAGAAGUCUUCAGAGAAAGGGAAGGAAAGGAAGGAUAUUAAAUACUUGAGAGUAAAAGUGGACUCUAGAGUAGAAAAUGAAAUGUCAAUGCCUUCCUCAGUGCCGCUCCUUCUGCCCCUGCUACCCCCUGUCUGUCCAGUACCAGCCCAUGACUCAGUGGUCUUGUGUCGGCAGGCUUUAGAGAAAGCAGGAACCUGGUGUUGGGCCAGCACCUGCCAGCCGUCUUUAGGGUAUGGCACAUCCACUCAGCACGUGGUGAGAGGGAGGUUUCCAAGUGGAGUUGUCACGCUUAGCAGCACUUCCAGCUGCGGGUGCUUUAACAGGACAGCCCCUGUGGUAAGCCUUCUCCUUUAAUGCUCACCUGCCCGACCUGCUUUCCAAAAGCUUUUAGAAGGGCUUCUAUCUCUUUAAAACCCCCCAGGAUACAGCCCGUGAAAACUCUUCUGGGGACAAGAGGGAGGAGAAGGUAGGCCGGUGUUUAUUGUGCUUUUUCUCAUCCUGACAGCCGCAAAACCGGGCUGGUUCCAGCCUUUCCAGCCGUAUACAUCCGUAAGAUUAGCCAGGGUGGUGGCAGCGGUCCCCUUUUCCUUCAGCUAAGGACGGACGCGAGCGGAAAGCAGCGUUUCCCUCCCAGACGCUUUCGGUUUCCAUUCUCCGGCAGCGCCGAAGUUUCUUUUUCCCGUCGCUCCCUACCUGGGGGCGGCUCCCACUGAGCCCCUGCCAGCUCGGUCCGUACCGCGGCUGGGGCGGGCUCGGCCCCGGCACCGGCACAGGGAUUAGGACCGGGAUCGGGGUCGGGAUCGGGGUCGGGACCGCUGGCAGCGGUGCGCAGCCGGCCUCGCCAUGACGGCGGAGGAGAAGCAGAACCUGCGGUGCUACCGGCGGUACAUCGAGAGGAGCCUGAACCCCGUGUACGUCCUCAGCAACAUGACGGACUGGCUGUCCGACGAGGUGAAGGAGAGGGUCCGUAAGGAGGAGGAGAAGGGGGUGACGGCGGCCGCCGCGCUGUUCCUGGAUGCCGUGCUGCUGCUGGAGGCGGAUGGCUGGCUCCGGGGAUUCCUGGAUGCGCUGGUGGCUGCAGGUUAUACUGGGCUGGCAGAAGCAAUUGAAAACUGGGACUUCAGCAAGCUGGAAAAACUGGAGCUGCACAGGCAGCUGUUGAAGAGGAUAGAAGCAACAAUGCUAGAAGUUGAUCCUGUAGCAAUCAUGCCAUAUAUAAACAUGUGCCUGAUAGAGAGGGAUUGUGAUGAGAUCCUGCAGAUCAGUGAAUACAGAAGCAAAGCAGCUGGGAUAACCAAACUCAUUGAGUGCCUCUGUCGCUCGGAUAAGGAAAACUGGCCCAAAAGUCUUCAGCUGGCACUGGAUAAUGCAGGAUAUUACAAUGCAAGUGAACUGUGGAAUAUAAGAGAAGAGAAUGGCAAAGAUGUGGAUGGUGAAAUGACAGAUGCUUCUGAGAAUUACUUUGAAACCAUGGUGACAUUUUCUGAAGAAGCAGAAUGUGAUAAUCUCAGUGAAAAUCUCUCUUCAGUUUCAGAAAGUAUGUAUGAGUCUUCGUCUGUUUAUAAACCAAAGAAGGCCCGGAGCUACCAGAUUGAGCUUGCACAGCCUGCUGUUGAUGGGAAAAACACAUUGAUUUGUGCCCCCACAGGAUCUGGAAAAACUUUUGUGGCACUUCUGAUUUGUGAACAUCAUUUGCAAAACAUUCCCUCAGGACAAAAGGCAAAGGUUGUCUUCCUUGCAACCAAAGUGCCAGUGUAUGAGCAACAGAAAAAUGUGUUCAGGCGGCAUUUUGAAAGGAGUGGAUACUCUGUUCAAGGAAUUUGUGGUGAAACAGUUGCAAAUAUCUCCGUAGAAAAGGUUAUACAGGACAGUGACAUCAUUGUGCUAACUCCCCAGAUUCUUGUGAAUAGCAUGGAGAAAGGGAUCCUUAGCUCCCUCUCCAUCUUCACUCUGAUGAUAUUCGAUGAGUGCCACAACACUACAGGCAACCACCCUUACAAUGUGCUGAUGACCAGAUACCUGGACCAAAAAUUUGACUCCUCUGCAAACCAGCUGCCUCAGAUUGUAGGUUUAACUGCUUCUGUUGGAGUUGGCAAUGCCAAAAGCACUAAUGAAACUGUAGAGCACAUCUGCACCCUCUGCUCCUACCUUGACAUACAGGCCAUAUCCACUGUCAGAGAGAACAAAGAAGAUCUGCAGAGGUUUGGAAACAAGCCUGAAACACAUAUCAGAUGGGUUAAAAUGCGAGCUCAGAAUCACUUUGCAGACAUUAUCUCAGGUCUGAUGUCUGAGACAGAGAUGUUGAUGAGGAAGAUUUAUUCAGUGGAUACCAUCUCCCAAAUCAACAAGAAUUACCUUGGAACACAGAGAUAUGAACAAUGGAUAGUUUCCACUCAGAAGAAAUGCAGACUGUUGCAACUGGAAGAUAAGGAGAAGGAGAGCAGUAUUUGUAGAGACCUGUUCAUUUGUACUGAGCACUUGCGGAAAUUCAACGACUCUCUGAUUAUCGGUGAAGAUGCUCGCAUCGAAGAUGCUUUAGCCUACCUGAAUGAAUUUUUCACAAAUGUUAAAAAUGGACCAUAUACAGAGUUAGAGAAGAAACUGACGGAGAAAUUUCAAGAGAAAGAGCCAGAGCUGACUGCCCUUUCAAAAGAUGAGUCAAAUGAGAAUCCAAAGUUGGAGGAGCUUGCUUGCAUCCUGGACGAAGCAUACCGCUAUAACCCGGAGACUCGCACUAUUCUCUUUGCCAAGACAAGAGCCUUAGUAGCUGCUUUGAAGAAGUGGAUUGAAGCAAACCCUGUACUUAGCCACAUAAAGCCGGAUGUGUUGAUGGGUAGAGCAAGAAGAGACCAUAAAACAGGUAUGACCCUGCCGAUGCAGAAGGGUGUACUGGAUGCAUUCAGAAAUGACAAAGACAUCAGACUGCUAAUUGCUACAUCUGUUGCUGAUGAAGGCAUUGAUAUUACUGAGUGCAACCUUGUGGUGCUCUAUGAAUACUUUGGUAAUGUCACCAAAAUGAUCCAAGUCAGAGGUCGUGGAAGGGCAAGAGACAGCAAGUGCAUCCUUGUGACAAGCAAAACAGAAGUGGUUGAAAAUGAAAAACUAAACCGUUACAAGGAAGAAAUGAUGAAUGCAGCUAUUGAAAAGCUACAGAACUGGGAUGAAACAACAUUCUCGAGAACGAUAUGUCGCCUGCAAAGGAGGGAAAAGGGACUACGAGAUUCUAAGAAGAACGAAACAAAACCUGAAGCAAUGAAAGGGAAAAAAAAACUUUUGUGUGGAAAAUGCAAAGUGUAUGUCUGCAGUACAGAUGACAUCAGAAUUAUAAAGGAAUCUCAUCACACUGUCCUGGGUGACACGUUCAAGGAGCGUUACAUAACAAAGCCCCACAGGAAACCAGUUAAGUUUGAUGAUUUUGUGAAAAAAUGCAAGAUGCAUUGCCGAAAUGCUGAGUGCCAGCACGACUGGGGGAUCACAGUGAAGUACAAGACAUUUGAUAAUCUACCAGUGAUCAAAAUCAAAAGCUUUGUACUAGAGGACAUUGAAACUGGGACACAAAUGGAUUUUCAGAAAUGGAAAAGUAUUAAUAUGUCUUUGAAAAAUUUUGAUGAAGAUACAUUCAGCUGAACUCAACAUUUUAAUGGAUUUAUUGUUCUAGUGCACUAUGCUGAAAUAGCAGAUGAUCAGUUUUCUAUAAAAACUUUUGUUCUUUAUGCUAGGCCCCUCUAGCUAGAUUAUAAAAGGCUGGUAAAGCCACUAAACCCAGUACUUUGCUAUAUAAUGAAAUACUUAACCAGAAGUUUCACUAGAAGGACAAAUACAUGUCCUUCUAGUGACCGGUGUGGAUCUAGGCGUCUAGAUCCACAUCAUUAUGGCUAUGAGUAACCUGGUCUGAAAAAAAAUAAGAUCAAGUUGAAUGACUAACUAAACACCCAACUUUAGAUGGCAGGCUACACCUUCAAGAGUUGAGUUGCAAAUCAGCAUCUUCUUACAUACUACUAAUGUGUUGUUGGAUUGCACAUUGUUGUGAACAGCAUGGCUUACUAGCACUUCACGUGCUACUCUAGCUACUUUAGAAACUUUUUAUAAAGUUACUUUUAACCUUCUAGACCUAGAUGUAUAAAAUUGAAAGAAAAAUGUCCAGUAACUUUUCUGUAAGGAAGAUAGUACAUUUCUUAAAUCUAUCUUUAAUAGGAAAUGCUUCUGCAACAGUAAGAAAUUCAGUAGGGCAAAGCCCUCUUGGGGAUUCAUUCUUGUGAUUAAAAUGAUAGCACUUUUUUAUAUCAUUGCAUCUUGAUCAAGCUGCUGUUGCUCAGGUUGCAGAAUGGGCACCCUCCUGUGUUGCUGAACUGAACAAGCCCUAAAAGGGACAAGACAGUGCCCUGAAUCAUGGGGAAGGUUCAGUUUUGAUGGGGAUUAGCACUUACCUGGACUGACACCUAAAAUCUCUCAAGACACUGGAUAUACUGUAAGCUUCCUGUCAGAGCUGGUUGAGCAUUCUUACAAAGUCUAGGCAUUAGUGUGUUCAAAUUUGUCCUUUUUACCUAGAUCCCAGACUUCUCUGGGAAAAAAACAGAAACUCCUACAGAGUUAUGAAAUGUACUUGUACAUUUUAAAGCACCUGCUGAUUCUACACAUCUUCAAUGAGCCUAGUAUUCAGUAUUUCUGGAACCAAAACCAAUGCAUUUUAAGUUCACUUUGUGUAUUUGACAAUGUAGUGAGGUAUGUACAUGCAAGAAUUAUGUUACAAAACACCAGAAUUAAUUAAAAAAAAAAAAAAAGAAAGCACAAUUCCCCCUCCUGCCCCCCAAAUCCUAAUUUAAGAAUUAAAAAAAAUGAACCUGAAUUUAUGAGUUCAAAAAUUAAUUUAAACUGCCUAAAUCCUACUCAGUGAGUCUUGUGAUGUUCUUGUAAAGUGUUGUGUGGCAUUAAAUGCAAAAGAACUUUGUAAGCACUGCUUCAUGUUUCAGCCCAGUCCAUGGCUUUUACUGUGAAAGCGGUAUAUACUGUACAGGAAGCUUGAAUCUCAGUCCUACAGUAACUUCCUCUGUACUUAGUUUUUACCUAAAAGGAAACAGAACAAUUAAUAAAGAUGAUUUAUGUUUAGAUAAUGCCUCCCCUCCAAAAAUACUAGAAACAAAAUACUUUUAAAAAAGGCUGGUUUAGCAUUGCACUGUUCCUAAAACAGUGAAAGGAUCAUCUGCUUUGGGACUCUUGGCAUAAAAAAUAAUCAGUCAAAAUUCCAGUUUAUAGUGGUAACUACUGGGAAGUUGAACUUAAAAAGUUUUGGUAUUUUCCUGUUCUUAGAACGCAAGGAUUUUAGACUGAAACAACUUUGCAAUUCAGCAACUAAAGGAAUACUAAAGGUUGAUGGAGUAACACAUUAAUAAGACUUCAGCAUGAUACGAGAAGCCUUUCCUUCAGUACACAGUGGAGAUGGGAGGGUGGGGAAGUACACCAACACCCUAUUUGGCCUUUGAGAAUAUCUGAUUAUUUUUUUUUUUUAAUUGAAGCUGAAAUUGCAUAUUUCUUACUAAGAUUACUACCAUAUUAACAAAUCUCUGUUCACAGAAUCACAGAACAGCUAUGGUUGGGAGGGACCACUAAAUGUCAUCUUGUGACCAAAGGGAUUGCCCAGGACAAUGUCUAAAUGUCCUGACAGCAUCUGAACAUCUCCAAGGACAGAGACACCAAAACCCCUCUUGGCAAUCCCCUCCCAUCAGUGCUUGGUCCCUCAGAAUGAAAAAGUGUUUCCUGUUGUUCACAGGGAACAUCCUGUGCUUCUCACUGUUUGUGCCCACUGCUUGCUCUGUCAUUAAGCACCACUAAAAAGAGCCUGGCUGCAUAUUUUUGUGCCCUCCAUUCAGAUAUUAGUACACAAACAGCAGAGAUAUCCCUGAGCCUUCACUGGACGAAAUAGUCCUGGAUCUCAGCUUCUCCUCAUGAGAGACACUUCAGACCCUGCAACAUCAUGGUGGGCCUCUGAAGGAUUUACUAGAGGUGCUCUGUCACAGUCAAGCAAUAGCCUGCUUCAGGUACAAUGCAAUCACUGAAGUCUCUUCUUUCAUAAAUAUUUUAAUAGUUGCUUUUUAUCCAGAAAUAGCCAGACCUGACUGCAAAAUACAUUAAGAAAUUACUUUGAAGUAAUUUCUCCACUAUGUUAAUUGUUGCAGCAGUUGCUGUAAAUACAGUUAAGGGCAAGAAUUAGUAUUAUAACCUUGUUUAUCUCUGAGUAGGAGUAGUUUGUUAUCCCUGUAAAUACAUUCUCAUGGCAUUAUUGAUUGGGCAGUCACUGACUGCACUGAGUGCAUGAAUUUAAUUAGGGGUUGCUGAGUGACACAGAAAUUGCUGACGAGGAUCUUGAAAGUGUGGAGAUUGUCUUCUUGAGGGCACAAAACAGGGAAUUGUAUCACACCACUAUUCUGUUAGGUUACAGAAGACUGCCAGUGUGUCACAGUAUGUGUCUUCAUUCUAUCUCAUGCAAACUUGUCAAAUAAACCAGAAUUAAAACAUGGAAA